Messenger RNA from Neopsephotus bourkii (Bourke's parrot), 985 nucleotides. Its product is annotated as repulsive guidance molecule A-like. Bases 45 to 458 code for a protein of 137 amino acids. The transcript has 3 exons. The record is from RefSeq and is a predicted model, not a curated record. Gene Ontology annotation, biological process: BMP signaling pathway. NCBI's taxonomy places the organism in Eukaryota, Metazoa, Chordata, Aves, Psittaciformes, Psittacidae. Gene Ontology annotation, cellular component: plasma membrane. Gene Ontology annotation, molecular function: coreceptor activity.
GCGGUGACAGAGAUUUGGAAACCCCUUCAGAUGGGAAUUUCCACAUGAGCAGGAGAAGCCAUGCGUUUCCUCACCCAUUUCCACCAGGAUUUCGCUGGGAUGGCACCGAUGUUUAUGUAUUUAACCAACCUCUGUCUUUCCUGGAUCUCUGCAGGGAGAGGAUAGUGGUUAAAGCUCGAGCUGGAUGGAUGGGUAUGGGGAGAGGGGCAGGAUCCACAGCCCUGGGACUUUUCCAAAUCCUCCUUGUCUUUCUCUGCAUCUUCCCUUCAGUGACAUCCCCAUGCAAGAUCCUCAAGUGCAACUCUGAGUUCUGGGCGGCCACGUCAGGCUCCCACCACGUGGGCACGGAGGAGGCGCCAGAGUUCUGCACGGCGCUGCGAGCCUACGCACCUGCACCCGCCGCACUGCCCGCACCUGCAGGGGGGACCUGGCCUACCACUCUGCUGUGCAUGGCAUAGAGGAUCUCAUGGUGCAGCACAACUGCUCCAAGGAUGGACCCACCUCACAGCCCCCCCUCUGAGUGUCAGGAAAUUGAGCUUGUCUCAAUCACUGCUUAUAUACCAUAAUGUGAGAGUCAGGAAACUGAGUGUGUCUGAAACACCACUUACAGUCUGUAGGAAGCAGGUGUGAAAGUCAGAACAGGAAAAUGAGCUUAUCUCAGACACUACUUUCUUUCUAUGAUGGAAAACGGUGCAAGAAUAACCACAAAUGAAGCAAAGAACAAGGCUGUUCACUUUAGGUACUGUGUGGACAAGUUCACUAUGGCCCCCUUGUUCAAGGCUCAUAAGCUUCCACAGGAUGUAUAAUGGAUUUUUAUUGGGUAACUCAAGCUGACUGAGUAUGCAUGAAAGAUGGGGUCAGAUAGCAGACACCGUGGUAUGAGGACAACAACCACCCGGAGGACAUUCGCAGAACCCCAGCUGUGGAACUGUGUAUGUGUUCACUAAAACACAUGCAUCAUUAUCAGAGUAAAGCAGGUUUCAAA